AUGGCUGUGCCAAACAAGGGAGAUCUUACAGCAUCUGAGAGGAAACUUUUGCAAUUAGUUGAGACAGGUGAUGUGCAAGAGGCGGGCCAACUGCUUGCGAGUGAAGAUGUACGAGUCAACUGUUUGGACGAGUGCGGGAUGACUCCAUUGAUGCACGCGGCCUACAAGGGCAAAGCCGAUAUGUGCCGCUUGUUGCUACAGCACGGGGCUGACGUCAACUGCAACCAACAUGAGUAUGGAUACACGGCCCUCAUGUUCGCUGGCUUGUCAGGAAAGACGGACAUCACGUCGAUGAUGCUGGACGCCGGGGCCGAAACCGAUCUAGUGAACUCCGUGGGUCGCACCGCCGCUCAAAUGGCAGCUUUCGUCGGCCAGCAUGACUGCGUGACAGUCAUCAACAACUUUUUUUCUCGGGCAAGCCUGGAGUACUACACCAGACCUCAGGGGCUGGAGAGAGAGCCCAAGCUUCCUGCGAGCUUAGCGGGACCCCUUCACAAGAUUAUCAUGACAACCAACCUCAACCCAGUCAAGAUAGUGAUGUUGGUGAGAGAGAACCCCCUUCUGGUGGAUGUCGUCGCCCUGAAAAAGUGUUACCACGUGAUGGACCUGCUGUGCGAGCAGUGCGUGAAGCAGCAAGACAUGAAUGAGGUUCUGGCCAUGAAGAUGCAUUACAUCAGCUGCAUCCUGCAGAAAUGUGUGAUCUUCCUACAGAAACAAGAUGAUAAGUUGGACGCUUUAGUGAAAAGUCUCCUAAGGGGGAGAGACAGUGACGGCUUCCCACAGUACCAGGAGAAAUUCAUUCGCGAAUGCAUCAGAAAGUUCCCGUACUGUGAGACGACACUGCUUCAGGAGCUGGUGAGGAGCAUUGCGCCGGUAGAGAUAGGCAACAACCCAACAGCGUACUCGGUGUUAACUCAGGCGCUGACGGGUCAGAUGGCCUUUGCGGAUGCCGAUUAUUGCGCCACAUGUGGAGAGCGGGGAGCUGAUAAACGCUGCUCCCUCUGCAAAUCUGUGACUUACUGCAGUUUGACAUGCCAAAAGCUCCAUUGGUUCACCCACAAAAAGAUGUGCAGGGUGAUGCAGGAGCAGAAUGCAGACCUGGAAAGGGACGCCCCAAAGCUGAAAGAGCUGAAAGAUGAUGAGAGCGACUUGGUAACGGAGACGGCCAACUUCCUUCAGGAAUUGUGCCUGCGGGCCGAGGAGACGGUGGCGGCUGCCGGCGGGUGCCCUGCCGAGCUGCUCGGCUGCCCUUCUGCCUCGCCGCAAGAACCGUCCGGUACCCAAGAAUGAGGAAAAACCAUCAGAGACGUCAAAAAUAUUCUUUUUUAAGUCCCAGAGCCGUGACUGGCCAAAAUCUGUCACGUGAGGCUACUGUUUGAGACACGGACCACCUCAUAUAGUUUUUAAGAUUAGGAGCUAAAUUAUUCUUAAAUUAUAUCAGCAAAGCAGCAGGUAAAAUGUUUUUCUUUCAGUAUGCUCAGAAACAAACUCUCCGACCUUCCCUCUUGAGGGCACUAGUGAGCUAAAAGUCACACAAUGAAAUUUGUUUUUUCCUCAAUACUUUAGGCUUAAAAGCAUUUCGGUAAAGUGCAGUUCAUAAGCAUAAUGCUAUAUCAUAGACUUCAUAAUGAUAUUGGGACACUGGUCGCAAAGCUGAUU
This is a messenger RNA of Corythoichthys intestinalis (scribbled pipefish), 1659 nucleotides long. Its product is annotated as ankyrin repeat and MYND domain-containing protein 2-like. The transcript has 10 exons. Lineage: Eukaryota; Metazoa; Chordata; Actinopteri; Syngnathiformes; Syngnathidae. Gene Ontology annotation, molecular function: protein binding. The record is from RefSeq and is a predicted model, not a curated record. Bases 1 to 1290 code for a protein of 429 amino acids.